Monomorium pharaonis (pharaoh ant) is the source of this 2249-nucleotide messenger RNA. RefSeq names its product pickpocket protein 11. The transcript is spliced from 3 exons. Bases 1013 to 1525 code for a protein of 170 amino acids. The record is from RefSeq and is a predicted model, not a curated record. Gene Ontology annotation, cellular component: membrane. Lineage: Eukaryota; Metazoa; Arthropoda; Insecta; Hymenoptera; Formicidae. Gene Ontology annotation, molecular function: sodium channel activity. Gene Ontology annotation, biological process: sodium ion transport.
UUUAGAUUAUUAGGCUAGAUCUUUGUGCUAAUAUUUUUUAUGUAAUUUUAUACACAUUUUUAAGUUCUUUAAAUGCACGCCGAAUAAAUUUUUGGUCAGCCUAGUUCUAAAUUGAUAAAGAAUAGUAACAUUAUAAUAUUAAAUUUAAUAAUAAAUUUAACCUUUAGUAAUUAUCCCGGUCUAUCUGACCCCCAACAAAUUUUUAAAUCAACAGUACUAAAUUAAAAAAAAAAUUAAAAAUAAAAGUAACUAAAAAUUGAAAGAGUUAUGAAUUCUUGAGUACAAAUGUUUAAAAAAUUUUUUUUUCAAGAUUUUUUUUUAAGAUCCCAUGUUAUUAUUAUUAAAUUUUUCGGAGAUGUGAUUACUAAAGAUUACUAAUGAUGAUGUUAACGAGCGAUUAUUACAGCAAUAAUGUUAAUAAGAUUUUUUUUUCAAAUAUUUUAAAGAAAUUAUUACAAAGUAUAAUAUUUCAAUUAGAAAACCUGAAUGUUCCGUUUUUUUUACAAAUGAUAUUUAUGCUUCAAUGAUAGAAUUGACUAAACCAUCCACCAUGGAAGGACAGAAAAUCUAGAUUCUUUAACUAAUGUGUUAUUUUUUGUAAUAAAUUCUUUACAGUAUUUGAGGGAAGGAUAAGUUCUUUACAUCAUAUAACAGUUUCUUAUUAAUUAGUAUUAUUAUUAUUAAACUGAUUGCUAAUUUAAUAUUGUAAUAUUACUAUAUCAUCAUAUUAAGAUUUCUUCCAUAUUUCUUGUACAAUUUAGAAAUUUAUUUCUAAGCUAAAAAUAAGAAUAUUAUUUAAUUAAUUGUGUUUCUGUAUAUUAAUCUAUAUUUUUUAUUAUUUAAUACUUAUAUUAUUUAUAAUUUAUUAUACAAAUAAAUUAUUAACCUAUUCAAUACAGUUCGCAAUUAUACAUUGACAGCUAUCGAUUAAAGUCGACAAUUGUAUGAAGAAGUUAAUUAUGAUUAUAAAUACUUAUUAUUUUUUCGUUUUCUCUCUGGAAUAGCUAAAUGGAUGAUGAUUUUGCCUCAUGAAGAUACAAACAACAUUUUUAAACAAGAAAAAAACGGUUUGCAUUGUCACAAUUGUUAUCCUGAUUGUGAGGAUUUUAAUUACGAAGUAUCUACUUGGAGGAGUUACAUGUCUCCCGGUGCAUUCAAUACUAACUUAUUAUGGAAUUACAAUAUUACUAAUGAAGGAGUGCUGCAUGUAUACUUCUCAAAAUAUGGCACAAUUAUAUUGAAACAAGAUGUGGCUAUUUACUGGUACGAAGUUAUGAGCGAAAUUGGCGGUAUAUGUGGCGUUUUCAUCGGCUUCAGUUUCAUCAGUGUAGUGGAGCUUGUGUACUUUUUUAUAUUUCCCAAUUUACUCCCUAAAAAAUCAUUCUUGCAAGAAGACGACAAUCACAAGAAUAAAAUUCUACCGAUCCGAAAUGAAACUAUAUGGAUGUUACAUUGGAACGAACUGAUACCGCAAUCUUGGUAUUCGGCAAAAUAUGGCCAUUUUCCAAACAAAGUUAGACAUUAAUUAGCAAAUACAUGAAAAAACUGUUGAGAAAGAUUUCAGAUGAGAAUGAUUUCAUUUUUUACUUUUUUCUCAUAAAUAUUAAAAUAUUUAAAAUAAUUAAAAAGUGUUUGAUAUGUUUUGAGUAAAAGGUUGUUUUAAAGAGACAAAACCUUAAGCAAAAGUAAUUUAAAAAAAUUAUUAUUAUUUAUUAGAUAGCGUAUUAAUAGAUUAAUUAAAAAAAAUUUGUUAAAAUUAUUUAAAGACAAAAUUGAUAACGAAAAGUUUGCUGGUUGAAUUUGAUUUUUUAUAUUUGAUUUUUCUAUUAAAAGACAAUUUAAUAAUUUUUAAACAGAUUAAUAUAUUUUAAUUUUUAUAAAAUUAUAUUUUAUUUUAAUUUAAUAAUAGAAAAGCUAACUAUUUUGUUAUUGUAAAAGAUUAUUACGCAAAGCAACAAACAUAUUUUAUGUAUAUUAGAUAUUAGUGCAAAUUAAUGACUGUUUUGUAAUGUUUUAAGCUAUUUAUAAAAUUAGAUUAAUUUUAUAUAUCUUAUAUCGCAUAGUAAAAAGUACUAUAGUACAACUUAUACAAAAUUUUGGUUGUAUUUUUGCAUAAUUAAAGAAUACGUACAAUUUAAUGAAUAUCUAUUAAAAGGAUCUUAAGCUUGAUACAAAAAAAUGUAUAGCUAUGUUUUAUGUAAAAUAUGUAGCAUUAUCAGCAUAUUAAAUUUUAAUAUUUCUUUGUAAAA